AUGAUCAAUUAUCCGUCCAUUUACAGUGCCUUGGCUGCCUCCAGUAUCCUCGGGUACUAUUGCUCCUCUGACGUUCCAGUGGGCCUUAAACGACCAUAUUCCAACGAAACGUUCUUCGACACCUGGUCAUACCAACUUGGAGAAUAUGCAAGCAAAGUUGCAUACAACUGGCGACAUAGUGCAUUGAUACCAUGGGGAGACGUCAGCAGUGCGUGGUAUCCAGUCGAGCUGUAUCGCAAGCUCUUAUCGGAAGCGGAUGAUCACAGUGUGACAAUUGCCAGCAUUGGAUUCCUCGACAAUCUCUCUGAGCUUCUUUCAUCUCCGGGUGAUAUAUACUCACCACUCUCGGGGCAUGACCUGGUAAAGGCCAAGGUGGAAGAGCUUGUCAUCAUGGGCGGAGCAUACCCAUGCGGAUAUGAGUACAAUUUCUACGGCAACAAUUCUACCGCAACUGCUCAUGUGGUAAACACUUGGCCGGGGCCCAUGACAUUUUCUGGGAGUGAACUUGGGGUGACCGUCUACUCGGGGGCACGGUUGACCGUAGAGGGACCUGUUGGUGAUCCAGUCAAAGCAGCCUAUCGCUGGUACACCGGAUACAACACGUCUCGGAGUUCAUGGGAUCCCCUUACUGUGCUUUAUGCCAUCGAGGGAAGAGGUAAGAUGUUUGCAUAUGCAGAUGAAAGAGGACAUAACUAUGUUUACCCAGACGGUAGAAAUGAAUGGCUGCCGGGUAACCCUUUGUAUCCGCAGAGAUACCUGAAGCUGCGAAUGUCUGAAACACAAGCUGGCGACUUUUUGGACGAUUUUUACCUUGACACGGCGAAAAGAGCUGCACGGAGGAGCUUAGCGAAAGGGAAUUUAGGCAACGACAUCAAAUUCCAACACCAACCAAGACAGGCGGAGACUCGGUCCGAUCACGACAGAGGGUCCGGCAAGGCUGUCCCGUUUCAUACCCUCCAGGAUUACUGUUCCAAUCGCUGGCUCAUAUCUGUAUUUUCGACCUUCCAAAUUCCCUAUCCAUUCUUUCGGAAAAAAAUGCAGCUUCUCCAGUCUUCCGUCCUUGCCGCUACUGUUGGCGCUGCGCUGGUCGCCGCAGUCCCAGUACCUGAGCUUGAAGCCCGCGACUCUUGUACUUUCACCUCGGCUGCUGACGCCAAGUCGGGCAAGGCCUCUUGCUCGACCAUCACUCUUAGCAACAUCGAGGUUCCCGCUGGUGAAACCCUUGACCUGACGGACCUCAAUGAGGGUACUACUGUCAUCUUCUCUGGUGAAACUACCUUCGGCUACAAGGAGUGGGAGGGCCCUCUCAUUUCCGUGUCCGGAACCAACAUCAAGGUCCAACAGGAAUCCGGUGCCAAGAUUGACGGAGACGGAGCCCGCUGGUGGGAUGGAAAGGGUGGCAAUGGUGGAAAGACCAAGCCCAAGUUCUUCUCUGCCCACAAGCUGGACUCCUCUUCUAUCACCGGCCUCAAGAUCUACAACACCCCCGUCCAGGGCUUCAGCAUCCAGUCGGACAACCUGAACAUCACUGAUGUGACCAUCGAUAACUCCGCUGGUACCGACCAGGGCCACAACACCGAUGCCUUCGAUGUCGGCUCUAGCACCUACAUCACCAUUGACGGUGCCACCGUGUACAACCAGGAUGACUGUCUUGCCAUUAACUCUGGAUCGCACAUCACUUUCACCAACGGCUACUGUGACGGUGGUCACGGUCUCUCCAUCGGUUCCGUCGGUGGUCGUAGCGACAACACCGUCGAAGACGUGACCAUCUCCAACUCUAAGGUUGUCAACUCCCAGAACGGUGUCCGUAUCAAGACCGUCUACGAUGCCACCGGCACUGUCUCCAACGUCAAGUUCCAGGAUAUCACCCUUUCCGGUAUUACCAAGUACGGACUCAUCGUUGAGCAGGAUUACGAGAAUGGCAGCCCCACUGGUACCCCUACCAACGGUAUCAAGGUAUCAGACAUCACCUUCGAGAAGGUUACUGGUACCGUCGAGAGCGACGCUACUGAUAUCUACAUUCUCUGUGGAUCUGGCAGCUGCACUGACUGGACCUGGUCUGGUGUCUCCAUCACCGGUGGUAAGACUAGCUCCAAGUGCGAGAACGUUCCUACUGGCGCUUCUUGUUAA
Molecule: messenger RNA, 2130 nt
Organism: Aspergillus caelatus
Lineage: Eukaryota; Fungi; Ascomycota; Eurotiomycetes; Eurotiales; Aspergillaceae
Product: glycosyl hydrolases family 28-domain-containing protein
Exons: 8
Coding region: 1-2130 (709 amino acids)
Biological process (GO): pectin catabolic process
Cellular component (GO): extracellular region
Molecular function (GO): polygalacturonase activity; hydrolase activity, hydrolyzing N-glycosyl compounds
Source: RefSeq, a predicted model, not a curated record